Messenger RNA from Pieris rapae (cabbage white), 4435 nucleotides. RefSeq lists its product as uncharacterized. Gene Ontology annotation, biological process: neuromuscular junction development; positive regulation of protein tyrosine kinase activity. Lineage: Eukaryota; Metazoa; Arthropoda; Insecta; Lepidoptera; Pieridae. The coding region runs from base 319 to 2775 and encodes 818 amino acids. The transcript is spliced from 10 exons. The record is from RefSeq and is a predicted model, not a curated record. Gene Ontology annotation, molecular function: protein kinase binding.
CGACGUCAGACUGUGUCAAGCUACGGUAGGGACGCGUCGUAUUUCGCUCGGUUCCCGCGCUAGCGUGAUAACUUUCGUACAAAAAAUACUUUUUGCUGUUUAAGAAAGUGUAACAGUGACCAGUGAAAAUUGUGAUUACAGUUAAAUUCGUGAUAAAAAGUGAAGUGUGACAAAACAGUGCAGUCGUUUAGCGGAUUUUAUAAACGGAUUAUCCGAUAGUGAAAUAGCAGUGAACAAGUGAGUGAUAACAGUGUGAAAAUGAUUUAAUGUAAUGGCGUGGUGGCGCUGCUAUCGCGGCUCGUGACGUAGUGAUCCAAGAUGGCGGACUCAAGUCCCGCCACUUCCAUUAUCGAGGGGACUGUUAAGUUCCGUGAUGGGAAAAAGUGGAAAUCGAGAUGGUGUGUCAUGCGAAAAUUGUCUCCAGUUGCAGAUUGCGUUCAUCUCCAACUCUACAAAGACCUAAAAGAGAGACAGAAGAACGGCCAGACGAAGGCGUCGUUAUCGCUGCAGCAGUAUCUGGGGUUCGAGUCGGGUUUCACACUUGACAAGGAGUCGAACACGCUCGCCAUACUUUGUGAGGAUGUUGUUCCAGUACUGGCUUUUGAUACCAGAGAGAUUUUGAUACAGUGGAGAGUUAAGGUGCAACACAACUUAGGCAGCAGCAAAGAAUUUGCAGCAGUUAUCAUAUCAGCACCUUCUUCCACGGGUAUCAAAGCUGGUCCCGUGCGGUUACACGCCUGUGGACCUCGGUUGGCUCUCUGCGCAUCUCGACCUCCUGAAGUGCUGGCGCUUUGGGAUGUCAAGUUGUUAAGACGUUUCGGCGUGGUAGACAAGCGGUUCUGCGUCGAAGGUGGCUCCCGCUGCGGUAAAGGCGAAGGCCUAUUUGUUUUCGCAGCAGAGGGUGCUAGGGAAUUAACAGAACUCCUCAAUAUGUACAGCCACGAAGCACAAUCCCGUCUCAGCGUGGCGUCUAGAAGUGGUUCAGUUUUAGAAAAGCGGUAUUCCGAUACGAGCUCAUGUAUGGACGACUGUUUUAAUCAGUCAAUGCGCUCUGUGUCUCCGUCGUGGGCUGGUCCUUCGAGCCAGACUAUGCACUGUCUAUCUGGACACCUAGAUCUCGACUCAAGUAUGGAAGAAGAUAAGUUCCGGAGACCGACGUCCUUGCCCAGGUGCUCCAGUUGUGUAGGCAAGAUCAGUCACUUGGCGAGGUCAUCAACAAUAAAUACACCUGGUUCCAUGAUGUCUCCCGUCUGGACCAUGGAUAAUAUUAUGGAGAAACGUUCUGACUCGGACCGGGCAUCAAUUUACUCACGUUCCAGUGGCAGUGCCUCUGAGUAUUCAGUGCCACGCUGCCUUUUGGACAAGAGCUUCGAUUCUAAACGUGGAAGCCCAGUUGCUUGUUGUACCCCAACGGUUCCUGUGAAAACUGGGAACUCCUGCCAAUGCUGGCAACUGCCUAAGCCGUGCUGCUGCCGAAAGAAAACUUUCAACGGACCAUACGAGAACUACGAUGUACCAAAGAUCCCUAUGCCGUUAAUACAGGAACACCCAGCAGAUGUUCACGCUGAUGCGGCAAGCUUAUAUGAUACACCAAAGAAACUUAAGUGUCUUAUUGGACAAACAUGUGGUUGCAACCAUAACGAAACCAAAAACGACGAUAACCAAAACACUGUAGAGUCUUGUGAUAGCGCUAACAAUCAUUCCAAUUAUGUCAAUGUCACUCCAGCGAAACCACAGAUUGAUCUAUCAAAUUAUGCAAACAUAGAUAAAGCCACGUUGGAUGAAUUUGAAAAUUCUCUUCGAAUUUUACGAAGCGCAGGAUUCAGCCAGGAAGAAUUAGAUGCGCUAGAAGACAUACCCGAACAUGACAACACUCACACAACUGACUGUUGUAAUGAACACCUAAAUUACAUGCAUAUGGAGCCAUUAGAAAACAGCUCAUCCAGUAAUAGCAAGAACCUUUCAGACAAUAUUAGCAGAAUUAGUCACGUAUCAGACCCAACGCACUCGGAAACAGAUAACACAAUAAGCACUAGGCGUUCUAGCUCCGCAGACUUCACUAAACGACUCGACGACGACCUCAAUCCCAGCAUUUGUUUCACGCCAACUGUCAUCCGGCGAACGUCUAAGACAAACCGAAUCAACGAAGGCAUUCCAGUUAAAGAUGAUUUCAAAGUUCCCGAACCGAAAACUGAAAACAUUUUAGUUGCACGUUUCCGCGAUGCAGUUAAAAUUAGACGAUCGUCCAGUGUUCCGAGUAAAUCGGAUAAAAAUAGGGAUUCGUCCAGUUCAAACGAUUCCGGAGUAUCCACCGGAUCGCUUAAACAUCACAGGGGUGAUUUUAAUGAAUUUGAGAUGCCCGUAACUAAUUCGAGGUCCUCGAAGAAUCACAUGAGAAACAAACAAUUCAGGGCCACAUUGACGCCCGUGCACGCUUCCUUUGUGAAGUCGAGUUCAUCGGAUCCUUUGAAGAAUUUGACCUUUCAAUUCGAGGAAGUUGCAACUAUGGCCAAAUCCAACUCUUGUGACGUCGACACUUUAACGAGGCGAAAGAAAAGAAAUGGUGACACAGAUUCAACAGCGCGUCACAGCCAAAUGACGAACAAGAGCACAUCGAGCGGAGCAUCUGACACUUCAGAUUACAUGGAGUCACUCUCUGUCAGCUCUUUCUCUUCUUGCGACGUAUCUGCUGAUCGCCAUUUAACAAGACCGCGUUCAGGAAAAGAAUACGCGAGCAUUGACCGCGCCGUCUUAGCAGGCGUCUGUGACAAUUGACUGAAUUACUGUUGAGAGAUGACAUUCUUGUUAAAAUUUACAACAUAAUCAAAAAAAUAAAGCGUGUGUAUGUCUCUUUCUUUUAGUCCUAGAAUCGCAAAACAAAAGACAAAUAUUUCAUAAAAUAUAUUUUUUUCUAGCUGAAACGUCUAAAGACUUACAACGGAGAAAAGGGUUGUAGUAUAAGAGGCAAUUUCUUUUUCCAGUUGAUGUGUUUAUUAAUUAAUCUUGCUUUUAACAAUAAGUUACCUGAUAAACAUUACGAAGGCAUCUAUUUUUAUAUCAAUAUGUAUAUUACAUAAUGUAAAUAAAUUGUUUAUGGUCAAAAAUCCAUUAACAACACCACAGUGUAUGUCGAAGUCUAAAUGUCAGUUGUCAAAACAGCACUGUCAAUAUGACAUUUGAUGUAGUCACAUUAAGCGGGAAUUUAACUUACAUUUAUCUUAUAAAUAACGUUCCUAUGUACAAAUAUAUCAGCUAAAUAGUGUAGCUCUAACGAAUUUAGUUUUCAGUAGGGUGCCAAAAUUUAGUUUGUAAUAUAAUAUUUAAAAGCACUUCUAAACUACCCUUACGAUAUCUGUUGCAUACAAAUUUUUAUACUGGGAAAAUAUAUAUAUAUGAAAAUCAUUUUGCUGAUAUAACCUACUAGUAUGAACGGGUAAGAAUUUCCAAUUAAAACGCGAUAUAUUUGGAUUUAUUCAACAAUUCAUUUAUACAUAUCUUUUCAAUAUUUAAAAUAAACCCAGUCAAACUUUAAUGUUUCAAAGUAAUCUUAAGUAAAACUUAAAGUAGGUACUUAAUUUCCGUGCCUUUGCUAUGUAGCAUAUAAUUUUGUAUAAGUUACCUUUAUUCAUUUUAAUGUUUGACUAGUGUAUAAAUGUGCGGUUAAUUACUAAUUUUGUGUAUAAAAACUAGUUUUAUAACAUGCCAAUCUUUGUCAAUCAAAUCUGUGUUGCAAGGCCUGUAUGUAACGAUGAGCAAUAGUUAUAAAAUACAUUAUGUAUUAUGUGGAUAAAAUAAUGUUAAACAAACAUAAAUACAAGUUUAGAAUUUUUAUACAAUGAUAGCUUUUAACUAGCAUUUUAAAGUUUUUUUUUCUGCUACUCUGUGCAUAAAGUGACAGAAUGUUAAUUAUCAAAAUUAUCUGAUAGCUUAAUCUAUUUCUUAUUUUACAUUUUUAGUCCAGCUAAUCAAUGAUAUAUAAAAUUUUAAAAUUGAUAUAAAAUAGUUAUCCGUCCCGGAAUAUAUAAAAAUAUGUUUUUUAAAACCAAAUCAUGUCUAUUCCCCAACAGUUUUAAAGAUUUUGUCUAGUCAUUAGUAAAAUGGCGGUCAUAUUUAGCAUCUUUAAAUGUAAAACAAAUAUUUGAUGAUAUUUCGGGUAACUUGUAAAGAGUAAUAUUACUCUUCUUGGUAUUUCAAAAUUCUAUAUUUUUUUAUUUUAAUUCAUCAACAUUUUUUUUUCUUAAAUGUGUAAAUCUGUGUAAAACCAAAUUUAUUUUCAAAAUGGCCGCCAUACUUUUGGUUUCGGUAUUUGCACGGUUUGGUGUUUUUAUUUAUUUAAGGUGUUAUGUAAAAAGGCAUUCUAAACUUUACGUUGCUAUUGUAUUUUAAAGUUUGUAGUUUAUACGCCACUGAAGCGAAAUAUAGUGCAUUUUCAUGA